Molecule: messenger RNA, 2123 nt
Organism: Columba livia (rock pigeon)
Lineage: Eukaryota; Metazoa; Chordata; Aves; Columbiformes; Columbidae
Gene: SLC22A31
Product: solute carrier family 22 member 31
Exons: 9
Coding region: 678-1847 (389 amino acids)
Biological process (GO): transmembrane transport
Cellular component (GO): membrane
Molecular function (GO): transmembrane transporter activity
Source: RefSeq, a predicted model, not a curated record
GGCGGCGGCGGCGGCGGCGGCGUCGGGGGGGUCGCGUCCGCGGGGCCGGCGGGCGGCGGGGGGGUGGCUGCCGUGCGCGGCGCUGGCGCUGGGCUGGGCGCUGGGGUGGGCGCUGGGCGCCGCCCCCCCCCACCGCUGCCGGCCCGACGCGGCGCUGCUGCCCCCCCCGCUGCGGCGGCUGGCGGGGGCCGCGCUGCUCCGCGCCGCCGUCCCGCGGCUCCGCGGCGGCUGGAGCCCAUGUCAGCUCUACCGGUACCGCCCCGCGGGCAGCGGCAGCGCCCGGCCCAACGGCACCGGGCCCUGCACCCGCGGCUGGCACUACGCCCUGCCCGCUGCCGGCCUCCGCUCCAAUCUCGUCACCCAGGGGCCGGCCAGAAGGCCCCCAGGCAACUCAUGGGAUCAGUGACCUCGUCUGUGCCAGUCCUGUGGGGGGCUCUGCCAGGACCCCACUGCUGACAUGUCUCCGCCGUGUCCCCCCUCGCCCACAGUGGGACCUGGUGUGCACAUCGCGCUGGAAGGUGCCCCUGGAGCAGACCACACACCUGCUGGGCUGGACACUGGGCAGCACCACCGCCGGCCUAGCCUGUGACAGGUUUGGCCGCCGUUCCACCUUCGUGGUGUCCCUGGUGCUGGCAGUGCCCCUGGGCCUUGGUGUGACGCUGGCCGUGAACUUCGUCAUGGUCCUGGUCGCUCGGCUGCUCUUCGGGGCAGCGCUGGCAGGCGCCUUCCUCUCCCUCUACGUGGCACGGCUGGAGCUGUGUGACCCCCCACACCGGCUGGGGGUGACCAUGGUGGCCGGGUUCUUCUGGAUCGCCGGGGAGCUGCUGCUGCCGGGGCUGGCGGUGCUGUGCCGGGACUGGCGGGUGCUGCAGGGCGCUGUCACCAUGAUCUUGGCUCUGCUGGCUGCCUGCUGGUGGUGCCCGGCGCUGCUGCUGGAGUCGCCACGCUGGCUGCUGGCCACCCAGCAGCUGGAGAGGUCCAGGAAGACCCUGCAGGCACUGGCCGAAAGCAGCGGCCCCGGUUCCAACAACGGCUCCUGCCACCAGGAAAGCUUCCUUGCGGAGCUGGAGUCCCUGUCUGAGGGGUCCCCGCAACCCCGGUACCACGCCGUCUGCGAGAUCUUUGGCACCAGGGUCAUCUGGAAGAACAGCGUCAUCCUCGGCUUCACAGCGUUCAUCGGCUCCGGCAUCCGCCACUGCUUUACCCGCAAUCUGAACCCCCACCUGCCCCACUUCUUCUCCUCCUACUUCGUGCUGGUGGGCACCGAGGCGGCCGCUUGCCUCUUCAUCUGCCUGACGGCCGAGCGCUUCGGGCGCCGUGCUGUCCUCCUGCUCUGCACCAUCCUCACCGGCAUCUCCUCCCUCCUGCUGCUGGCCCUCACCCAGUACCUGCUGGACCUCAUUGUCCUGACCCUGUCAGUGGUGGGUGUCACUGCCUCUCACGCUGUCACCAUGCUCAGCAUCUUCUUUGCCAGCGAGGUCCUCCCCACUGUGGUCAGGGGUGCUGGGCUGGGCCUCAUCAUGGGAGCCAGUUUUGUGGGCAAGGCGGCCGCCCCCAUCACCGCCAUCCCCAACAGCCGGGGCUUCUUCCUGCACCACGUGGUGUUCGCCUCCUUCGCCAUCCUGGCCGUCCUCAGCAUCAUGCUGCUGCCCGAGAGCCAGGGCCGCAGCCUGCCCCAGUCCCUGCAGGAUGGCGAGAGCCAGCGCCGGCCCCCCCUCUUCCGCCGACCCCCCCGGGAGGACCACCUGCCCCUGCUCGCCCCCCACGGCAUCCCCCACGACUACUCCCGCCUCGCCGCCUCCACCAAGAGGAUGCUGAGCCCCCCAGCCGCCCCCUGUGAGACGUAGCUGUGCCCCCGCCAGGGUCUUCCUGCUGCUGGGGGACUGAGCACAGUGCUGGGACCCCUCCCAUGGAGAACAGGGACCCCCACCUGUGUUGCUCAUGGGGACAGCGAGGUGCACCUGUGACACAUGCAAUGGCUGGGGAUCAGCGUACCCACCCCAUACUGGGGCUGGAUCCUGCCCCAGGAGGAGCUGUGCUGGGAGUCCUGGGGCAGGGGUGAUGCCUCCCUGGGGUGUUUGCAGCAGGUGCUUGUGGCUGCCAAUAAAAGUGCCUUGUUUCUA